UGAAUUUUUAAAAAAAGAUCUGAUCAUGUCACUGGUAGACUUUAUAAGCGAGAAACUUGCUACGGUUGACCUGAAAGAUAAUGAGAUCUCGGAGUACGUAGCCGGGAUCGUCAGCGAAGAAUUUCUGGAAGAGUCUGAAAAGAGAGAAGCUCUAGCAGAAUUCCUUAGUGAAUCAACAGACAAGCCUACCGAUGAUUUGGUAGACAGUUUCUUUAUCCGGUGGACAGAGGAUCAAGAGAAAGAAAAGCAAGCAGCUGAGGCAGCUAAGGCCGAAGCAGCAUCUAAAGCGAAGGAACGAGAAAAAAAGAGUUUAGCAGCGGGUAUCGAAAGUACAACUGUUGAUGGCAAAGAGCCAUUAACCAUGUCACGAAGAAUGGCACCAAAGCAGCUAACAAAGGAAGAAAAAGCUCAGAGAGAGCGAUUAAUGAGAGAAUAUGGCUACGAUCUUGAAGAAGUUGUAGAAGGGGCAGAUGGUGAAACCGAAAUCUUGUAUAAAGAUCGAUCUAAGAAGUCUACUGGUAGGAUAUUCUGAAAGUUAAUGAACAUUUGGUUGAAGUUACUGAUUUUCCAUCGACCAUUCAUAGGUGAUGAUCCGUUACUGAUGAAGAAUCAGAAUGCGUCAAAAAUUAAAGAAGAAGAGCAACGUCGACGAGAGAAGAUGAAACAAGACAGUGAGAGAGAAAAGGAGCGCAUCUUACAACAACAAGAGA
This is a messenger RNA of Umbelopsis ramanniana AG, 710 nucleotides long. RefSeq lists its product as uncharacterized. Lineage: Eukaryota; Fungi; Mucoromycota; Umbelopsidomycetes; Umbelopsidales; Umbelopsidaceae. Bases 26 to 532 code for a protein of 168 amino acids. The transcript is spliced from 4 exons. The record is from RefSeq and is a predicted model, not a curated record.